AUGCAAAAGACGUGGUGGCGACUGAGCCUCCGCCCGAGCCCAGGGCCGGUGCUCUGCACCGGCGGCUGGCUUGACCGUGCUUCUGCUUCCAGUGUAACCACGAGGUACUCGCCUUCUCCGAUGGCGGCCAUGCGACUCCGUCCUUCUCCUCCCUCUCCCUCUUCAGCAGCCUGCACUGCCUUGGCUUCCUCCGGAAGCACCACCGCUCCUCACCGGAGGAGCAGCAGUCUCCCCAACGUUCGCCGCCCGUACCUUCUAUUCUCCUGCAGUUGCGUUUAUUCCGAUGGCGGCAGCGGCGGCAGCGGGAGGGGACGGGCUUGGGUUGCCCUAAAGCGAGCGCGGCUUCCUUCUUCAGCGGCCAUUGUUUGGUCCCAUGGAAGUGUGGCCGGCGGCAGGAGGGGUUUUAGGGCUACGGAGCCAUCGAUAGACCAGGAGAAGCAUGAGAACUUGGACGGUGGGGAUGAGGAGGCGGAUGAAAGGGAAACCGUGGACUCGGAGCAGAAGCCCCAGGUGAGUACGAGCCAGAGAGUCGCUCUCAGGAGGCAGAGGGCGGCACUUUCAGGCGGCCUUCCGGUGGGGAAUGUGGACCUGCUCAGCAUCCCCGGCGUCGGUCCCCGCAACCUGAGGAAGCUGGUGGACAAGGGCAUCGGAGACGUUGCCGACCUUAAGCAGCUUUACAAGGACAAGGUUCGCCUUCUCACUGACUCUUCUUCUGCCCUAAGGAGCCGCAUUCCUCUCCAAGUCAUCAUGUCUUUAGACCUUCAUGAAGCUUCUUCUGCGCGCAGUUUUUCGGGGAGUCUAGUCAGAAGAUGAUAGACUUCUUGCAGAGCUCUGUGGGAAUCAUCCACAAGAACCACGCCGAAAGCAUCACCACCUUCAUCAAGGAGAGAGUCGACGAGGAGCUGGAGGAGGACCCUCACUCCGGCGCAAAGCCUUCGCUGAAGAAGAGGCUCACUUUCUGCGUCGAGGGUAACAUCAGUGUCGGGAAGACCACCUUCCUCCAAAGAAUAGCCAACGAGACGCUUGAGCUGAGGGACCUCGUAGAGGUGGUUCCUGAGCCCAUCUCUAAGUGGCAAGACAUCGGUCCAGAUCACUUCAACAUCCUCGACGCCUUCUACGCCGAGCCCCAGAGAUACGCCUAUACCUUCCAGAACUAUGUCUUUGUGACCAGGGUCAUGCAGGAGAGAGAGUCUGCUGGCGGAAUCAAGCCCCUCAGAUUGAUGGAAAGAAGCGUUUUCAGUGACAGGAUGGUUCGGACAUGAAACCUUCGUCGAUUCCUCAAGAUCCAUCGAUGACCUCCCCCCCCAGUGUGACAGGAUCUUCUUCUCGCCAUUUUUUGCAGGUGUUUGUCAGAGCUGUACAUGAAGCAAACUGGAUGAACGAGAUGGAGAUCAGCAUCUACGACUCUUGGUUCGACCCGGUGGUCUCAUGUCUUCCCGGUCUCAUUCCAGAUGGGUUCAUCUACCUCAGAGCCAGCCCUGAUACCUGCCACAAGAGGAUGUUGUUGCGCAAGAGGGCAGAGGAGGGUGGUGUGACUCUCAAUUAUCUGCGAGACCUGCAUGAGAAGCACGAGAGCUGGCUCUUCCCCUUCCAGAGUGGGAACCACGGGGUGUUGUCUCUCAGUCAGCUACCGACCCACAUGGACAGCUCCUUGCAUCCUGACAUCAGAGAUCGAGUCUUCUACCUCGAAGGGGCCCAUAUGCAUUCCAGCAUCCAGAAGGUGACAUUCUUUUUCUCGGGACUUGGAUUCUUUCUCAUCUGGGUCAGUCGAGGUUUCUAAAUGGGUCUUUGUUUUUUCCUUCUUGUGGCAAGGUUCCCGCCUUAGUGUUGGACUGUGAGCCCAACAUUGACUUUAACAAGGACAUUGAGGCGAAACGACAGUAAGUGUGCAUCCUCUGCGUCUAUUACUCAUCAUCAUUGGUGCACCCUCUUGGCUUAGAGUUAUUUGGUGCAUUUUCUUUGGUGCCCAAUACCCUCUCUGUGAAGUUUUCCAACUACUGGUUCCUGUCAGCUAGAAUAGCAUCGGAAUUAGUCUUUGGCGUUCGUUCUUCAUCUACCAUCUGCUAAUUAUAGUGGGUCAUCCCCAGAUGCUUGCUUUAGUGGAAGCUCUGAUCUUUCAACCGUCUUCUCUUGGAUGCCAACCCUCCUCAUUAUCUCGUUGCAUCCGCAUCAUUUGAUCACAAGCGCAGAUGAGCCUCAGCAUUUCUAGUCCAGGGCUGUUCACUGAGUGCUCCUCCUUGUCUUCCGAAGGUAUGCUCGCCAGGUCGCCGAGUUCUUCGAGUUUGUGAAGAAGAAGAAGGAGACUUUGCCAGCAGAGAGCGAAGGCUCGGCCAAGGCAAGCCCAAUGCAGCAGUUGGUUCUCCCCCAGGAGGGCGGCCUCUGGGUCCCCAACAACAGCCAUUUCCCCGAAGCUGCCCUCAAGUCUCUGGACUUCAGGAGGGCCAUGUCCUUCCUCUCUGGGUAG
Molecule: messenger RNA, 2464 nt
Organism: Spirodela intermedia
Lineage: Eukaryota; Viridiplantae; Streptophyta; Magnoliopsida; Alismatales; Araceae
Source: the annotation of a GenBank genome assembly